AGCAGCCCUGGAGCUGCUGGGGAAGUGGCUGCCAGGGAGAGGAGGCCGCAGGCUGGACAUGCUGGCCGGCCGCCUGGCCCCCCGCCCCCUGGCCCACCCUGAGUGCUGUGCCCAUUGGCUGGGGAGGACGUGUCCACUUCCUUCCCAAAUGAUGCUGGUCACYGAUACACGCUUUCCCCAGAGCCGUCACCGGGGAAAGGAGGACCUGCUGCCCAACCCGGACCAGGUGCCAUGAGGUGAGUGCCAGGCCCGCUGAGCCUUCCAGAGCUGCCAGCCAUGCCUGGGAUCGUGGUGUUCCGGCGGCGCUGGUCUGUGGGCAGCGAUGACCUCGUCCUGCCAGCCAUCUUCCUCUUCCUCCUGCACACCACCUGGUUUGUGAUCCUGUCUGUGGUGCUCUUCGGCCUGGUGUACAACCCACAUGAGGCCUGCUCCCUGAACCUGGUGGACCACGGCCGCGGCUACCUGGGUAUCCUGCUGAGCUGCAUGAUCGCCGAGAUGGCCAUCAUCUGGCUGAGCAUGCGUGGGGGCAUCCUCUACACAGAGCCCCGCGACUCCAUGCAGUACGUGCUCUACGUGCGCCUGGCCAUCCUGGUGAUCGAGUUCAUCUAUGCCAUCGUGGGCAUCGUCUGGCUCACUCAGUACUACACCUCCUGCAAUGACCUCACUGCCAAGAACGUCACCCUCGGGAUGGUCGUCUGCAACUGGGUGGUCAUCCUCAGCGUCUGUAUCACCGUCCUCUGCGUCUUUGAUCCCACGGGCCGCACUUUCGUCAAACUGAGAGCCACCAAGAGGAGGCAGCGCAACCUGCGGACCUACAACCUGCGGCACCGCUUGGAGGAAGGUCAGGCCACCAGCUGGUCACGUCGGCUCAAAGUGUUCCUCUGCUGCACUCGGACGAAGGACUCGCAGUCAGAUGCCUACUCAGAAAUCGCCUACCUCUUUGCUGAGUUUUUCCGGGACCUCGACAUCGUGCCAUCCGACAUCAUCGCUGGCCUGGUGCUGCUCCGGCAGCGGCAACGGGCCAAGCGCAACGCGGUGCUGGACGAGGCAAACAAUGACAUCUUGGCCUUCCUGUCUGGGAUGCCAGUGACCAGAAACACCAAGUACCUCGACCUCAAGAACUCGCACGAGAUGCUGCGUUACAAAGAGGUCUGCUACUACAUGCUCUUCGCCCUGGCUGCCUACGGCUGGCCCAUGUACCUGAUGCGAAAGCCCGCCUGUGGCCUCUGCCAGCUAGCGCGGUCCUGCUCGUGUUGUCUGUGCCCUGCGCGGCCCCGGUUUGCCCCUGGAGUCACCAUUGAGGAAGACAACUGCUGUGGCUGCAAUGCCAUCGCCAUCCGGCGCCACUUCCUGGAUGAGAACAUGACUGCGGUGGACAUCGUCUACACCUCCUGCCAUGACGCGGUCUAUGAAACCCCCUUCUAUGUGGCAGUGGACCACGACAAGAAGAAGGUUGUAAUCAGUAUCCGGGGAACCCUGUCCCCUAAGGACGCCCUGACCGACCUGACAGGUGAUGCUGAGCGCCUCCCUGUGGAGGGCCACCGCGGCACCUGGCUGGGCCACAAGGGCAUGGUGCUGUCAGCUGAGUACAUCAAGAAGAAGCUAGAACAAGAGAUGGUCCUGUCCCAGGCCUUUGGGCGAGACCUGGGCCGUGGAACCAAGCACUACGGCCUGAUUGUGGUGGGCCACUCCCUGGGUGCAGGCACGGCGGCCAUCCUCUCCUUCCUCCUGCGCCCACAGUACCCGACCCUCAAGUGCUUUGCCUACUCGCCCCCGGGGGGCCUGCUGAGUGAGGAUGCUAUGGAGUACUCCAAGGAGUUUGUCACUGCUGUGGUUCUGGGCAAAGACCUCGUCCCCAGGAUUGGCCUCUCCCAGCUGGAAGGCUUCCGCAGACAGCUCCUGGAUGUCCUGCAGCGUAGCACCAAGCCGAAGUGGCGAAUCAUUGUGGGGGCCACCAAGUGCAUCCCCAAGUCAGAGCUGCCCGAGGAGGUGGAGGUGACCACUCUGGCCAGCACACGGCUCUGGACCCACCCCAGUGACCUGACCAUCGCCCUUUCGGCCAGCACCCCGCUGUACCCGCCUGGCCGCAUCAUCCAUGUGGUGCACAACCACCCUGCGGAGCAGUGCUGCUGCUGUGAACAAGAAGAGCCCACAUACUUCGCUAUCUGGGGUGACAAUAAGGCCUUCAACGAGGUGAUCAUCUCGCCGGCCAUGCUGCAUGAGCACCUGCCCUAUGUGGUCAUGGAGGGGCUCAACAAGGUGCUGGAGAACUACAACAAGGGAAAGACAGCUCUGCUCUCUGCUGCUAAGGUCAUGGUGAGCCCCACAGAGGUGGACCUGACUCCUGAGCUCAUCUUCCAGCAGCAGCCGCUGCCUACAGGGCCACCCCUGCCUACUGGCCUGGCCCUGGAGCUGCCAGCUGCAGACCACCGCAACAGCAGCGUCAGGAGCAAGUCCCAGUCUGAGAUGAGUCUGGAGGGCUUUUCGGAGGGGCGGCUGCUGUCCCCCGUGGCUGCCGCAUCAGCAGCCCGCCAGGACCCCGUGGAGCUGCUGCUGCUGUCCACCCAGGAGCGACUGGCCGCGGAGCUGCAGGCCCGGCGGGCGCCACUGGCCACCAUGGAGAGUCUCUCGGACACAGAAUCCCUGUACAGCUUCGACUCGCGCCGCUCCUCGGGCUUCCGCAGCAUCCGAGGCUCCCCCAGCCUCCACGCGGUGCUGGAGCGGGACGAGGGCCACCUCUUCUACAUCGACCCGGCCAUCCCCGAGGAGAACCCCUCCCUGAGCUCACGCACAGAGCUGCUGGCAGCUGAUAGCCUGUCCAAGCACUCACAGGACACACAGCCCCUGGAGGCAGCCCUGGGCAGUGGCGGGGUGACUCCUGAGCGGCCCCCCAGUGCGGCCAACGAGGAGGAGGAAGAGGCCGGAGGAGAGGGCGGCGGGGGGCCGCCCCGCGGGGAGCUGGCGCUGCACAACGGGCGCCUGGGGGACUCGCCCAGCCCCCAGGUGCUGGAGUUCGCAGAGUUCAUCGACAGCCUCUUCAACCUGGACAGCAAGAGCAGCUCCUUGCAGGACCUCUACUGCAUGGUGGUGCCCGAGAGCCCCACCAGCGACUAUGCCGAGGGCCCCAAGUCCCCCAGCCAGCAAGAAAUUCUGCUCCGCGCCCAGUUCGAGCCCAACCUGGUGCCCAAACCCCCACGGCUCUUUGCUGGUUCGGCCGACCCCUCCUCAGGCAUCUCGCUCUCUCCCUCCUUCCCGCUCAGCUCCUCCGGGGAGCUCAUGGACCUGACUCCCACAGGCCUCAGCAGCCAGGAGUGCCUGGCCACCGACAAGAUCCGGACUUCUMCCCCCACUGGCUGCGGGGCCAGCCCUGCCAAGCAGGAUGACCUGGUCAUCUCAGCACGUUAGUGCCCCAGCAGCUGCUGCCAGGAGCAGGAGGCCCCGUGGGCACCUGGUGGCUGCCCCCAGGCCAGGCGGCUUUGAGGAGCGGCCCCCAGUGGUCAGUUAGCCUCAGGCAUGGGCAUUGCUGCUGAGCUGGGGGUCUGCAUCCCUACCUCAGCUUAGGACUCCCUAGAGCCAAGGCGGCUGGGGUCUGGCCCUGCCAUGGGGAAUGAUGGGGGAGGGCAGGGCACAGGGAGGAGGAGCCAGGCGCAGCCUGCUGGGCGGGCAGGCCACACUCAGCCCUCACAGCUCAGCCCCCACGGGCAUCCUGACACCCCCGGUUCCAAGGUUGGCCGUCGGUAAACGGGCUCUGGGGGUGGAGAGCAGCCCCUCAGCACGUGUUCUCACGUGUGUGCCCUGGCCGCCCCCAGAUCUGGUGCCUGCUGGCCAGUCCCCUGGGGUGACCUCCAUCAGGUGGCCCACAGUGUUGUAAAUGUUUACAGAAGCUGCUGGGCUUGCAAGGCCCCACACCCAGUAAUGUGUCCAGUAGCCCCUCUAGAGGGCCCACGAGAGCGGAGGGCACUGGAGGAGGGGGUUGGGACCUCCCUUUCUCUGCCCAGAACUCCUCCAGUUGGCCACCUGCCCGAGGCUCCUGGGCCCCCGGCCUGCUCCACCUACCUGCUACUUCCUGGCUUCCACCUUCUACCCCCGGGACCCUGGCCACUCGAAGGGUGGUGGGUACUGCCGCGACCACCCCUGGCUGCAGAGUCAGCGUCCUGGGAGGAACGAAGGCAGCCGAAGUCCCUUGCUCUGAGGGUCCUACCUAACUCCUUUAUGUGGACCCCACCACACCUAGGCCUCUCYGGGCCGCCGGAUCUGAAACCAAACAAACCUCUGCCCCACUCACCCCGUCCUCGAUGGCCUGGGCUCCUUCCUGGGAGCUGGCCUUUCUUCCCACCGCCCUCCACCCUCAGUGUCCUAUUGGUGGGAAGUGGGGCCAAGAGUGGGGUAUUGUGGGACCUGGCUGGAGACCCUCCACCCACCACCCAGGGGAGGGACCAGGAGGGCCAGGGGCUCAAGGCUUUCCCAGUUUAGCCGAAGGCCCUCAUUGGGGUUCCUUCCUAUUGGGUUCAGGAAGCAGUGGGGAGGCAGAACCCAGCCUUCCCUGUGAAGCAGGUGUUGGGGAGAUUGUGCAUGCUAGUGUCAGACGAGUGUGUGCAUGUGCAUGAGUGUGCACCGUUCCUGAGGAAGGGCUCUGGAGGCUGCCCGCCCUGCCUGCCCUGCCUGCCUGCUGCCUCUCCCACCCUGCCCAGGAAACAGCCAGUGUGAGGCGGCGUCGCUGGACAAGCUCCCCGGCUGGCUGGGCAGGCGCACUGACGGCCCACUUGUGCCUUCGUCUCCUCGGAGGCAUGGUGCCCCCACCCUGGUCCCACCCCAGCCUCCUUGGGCCACUGGAGCUCCCAUAAGUCCCCUGUCUCAUGAGCACUGGUACCUGGUCCUGAACCUCAACACCCCCGAGCUGGGCUGGCCUGGAUGGCUGCCCUAGGAGCCCUUGCCCACCCUGACAGAUGGGGACAGAGACUGGGAGCUGGGCCUCCCCUCCUGCUCUGCAGCCCUGCCCUUACCAGAUUCCAGGCACCUUGUCCCCACUGAGGCACGGCCUCAGCCCAGCCCAGAAGCAGGACAGAAUCUGACUCCGAGAGUUUAAAAAACUAGACAAAUUCUUAAAUUAGACAAAGGUUCCAACAAGUACCUGGGCCAGUAGCAGGGAGAGACUUGGGUCUGGCCUUUUUAAUUCCUCCUCUUCUGGGUGGGUCUGGGGACCUCUAGGGUGGGUGUGUCCCCCCUGCCGUGCCCAGGACUGAGCCAUCAGGGACAGACUCCCCCACCCCCAAGGCUGCAGCCACACCUGUACAGGCUUGGGGAUGGGGCAGACUUGGACUCAGCCCUGGACACCCAGGGUCAGCCCACCCCUCACCUGCUCCUUCCCUGCCUCGCCCCUGGAAGAUGGGUCUGCUGCACGUCUCCCUCAACCCCACGUCACAUCUGGGGGAUCUGAGCCACCCCCCUCAGCCCAGCUUGGCUCAGACUGACCCCACACCAUCCCCCAGACCCACAGCACAAGCUCCCCCAGCCACCCGCUGGCCUGUCCUCCCAGGGGCCUGGGUGACCUCUGUAUGCAAUGGGCAGUGAGCCGCCGGGCCCCACACCCUCGCGCACUCUACGUGCCAUUCUCCCCUGACCUUUUUUGUACUUAAUGUAUGAAAGAUCCACACUAAUAUUGCUGUAAAAAGGAGAGACAAAUUAAUAUAGCUUAUUCUAUAAAUAUAUCUGUAUAUAAAGGUUUCUGUAUAUUGUAUAGAGCUGUGUAU
Molecule: messenger RNA, 5750 nt
Organism: Urocitellus parryii (Arctic ground squirrel)
Lineage: Eukaryota; Metazoa; Chordata; Mammalia; Rodentia; Sciuridae
Gene: Dagla
Product: diacylglycerol lipase alpha
Biological process (GO): arachidonate metabolic process; retrograde trans-synaptic signaling by endocannabinoid; diacylglycerol catabolic process
Cellular component (GO): postsynaptic membrane; dendrite membrane; cytoplasm
Molecular function (GO): lipoprotein lipase activity
Source: RefSeq, a predicted model, not a curated record